Molecule: messenger RNA, 1149 nt
Organism: Alnus glutinosa
Lineage: Eukaryota; Viridiplantae; Streptophyta; Magnoliopsida; Fagales; Betulaceae
Product: protein FAR1-RELATED SEQUENCE 5-like
Exons: 4
Coding region: 1-1149 (382 amino acids)
Biological process (GO): regulation of DNA-templated transcription
Source: RefSeq, a predicted model, not a curated record
AUGAUAAAUGUUCCAAAUGAUGACGAUUCAACCGACGAAAAUGGACCUGAAUUUAAGUUAGAUGAUAAGGACGAUAAUGAGCCACAAUACAAGAUGAUAGAUGUGAAUGAUAAAGUUGAAGAACCUAAGGAAUCAAUGAUGUUUGAUUUGUUGGAAGAAGUGGAAGACUAUUAUAGGAAGUAUGGUCAACAAGUUGGUUUUAGUGUGCUUACUUUUGGAAGGAAAGAUUGUAGGAAUUAUAUUGAAAAGGCAAGAGAGCUCCGUCUUGAUAAAGGAGGUGCUCAAGCACUUUGUGAUUAUUUCAAUAGAAUGCAAAAGCAAAAUGAUGGGUUCCAUUAUGUGAUGGAUGUGGAUGAUGAUAGUAGGCUGCGAAAUGUAUUUUGGGCACAUGCACGAAGUAGGGCAGCGUAUGAAUUCUUUGGGGACGUCAUUACGUUUGACACAACUUACUUGACCAAUAGAUAUGACAUGCCAUUUGCUCCUUUUUUCUUAGUUAGAGUGCAUGAAUGGCAAAGCUCCAAGUGCAAUUAUAACAAUCAAGAUAGGGCAAUGAAAAAUGCAAUUGCUAUAGUUUUCGCUGAGAGAACUAGACAUAAAUAUUGUUUGUGGCACAUUACGAGAAAACUGCCAGAAAAGUUUGUAGCACAUGCUCAAUUCAAUGGCAUUAAGAGUGCAUUUAAUGUUUGUUUGUAUGAUUCUCAAAGUUGUGAUGAAUUCGAAGAAAAUUGGAAAAGUUUACUUGAGACUUAUAAACUUCAAGACAAUGCAUGGCUCAAUGGGUUAUAUAAUGAGCGGACUUUUUGGGUGCCGGCAUAUAUGAAAGAUAUAUUUUGGACUGGAAUGAAUACUACGCAACAGAGUGAAAGUAUGAAUCCAUUUUUUGAUGGUUAUGUGCACUCACAGACUACAUUGAAGGAAUUUGUUGAUCAAUUUGAUAGUGGUUUGAAGAGAAUGGUUGAGAAAGAGAAAAAAGCUGAUUUCGAUUCGUUUAAUCGAUUGAUUCCAUGCUUUUCUCCUUAUCCUUUAGAAGCGAAAUUUCAAGAUGUGUACACCAAUGCAAAGUUCAAAGAAGUUCAAGGGGAAUUUAUGAAAGUUGUGGGUUGUAAUAACUCUUGUCUUACAAAUGAAGGUGCAAUUUCUACCUAUUAA